CGUUAAAUUAAAACGCAGGCAUUGUACAAACAGUGAAUACUCCUGUUCGAAGAUAUUAGUGUUAUGCUAUCCUCACAAUCACACUCAAGAGGAGUUUGUUAGACCUCAAGGCGCUUUUAAUACAACGAGGUGUAAUCCUUGUAAACAGAUACAGACUAGGGUUUCUGAUCCAAUAUAACAUAUUUAUAUGUACAUAAAUAUAUUUAUAUAUAGAUAGACGUAUAUAUAUAUUUAUAUAUAGAUAGACGUAUAUAUAUAUAUAUAUAUAUAUAAGCAAGAUCGACCGGUUUGAUGAACCAGUUCGCAACCACUAUGCAGGGAUGUGUAGGUACACGCCUACAACCUCAUCAGCAAAGGCCUACACAUGCGUCUUCAGGAUCUAUGUUUCUGCGUGGAACGAUGUCGAUGUCUGCUUUACCGAUGGGAGAUGUCCAUUACUACGGUCGCAUGCAGUCACACGCACCCUCGAAUGUACUACAAACGCGCGCUUACGGUAGUACUCAUGACCUUACACUCUUACCACGGCCACAAAGGCCACAGCAGUCGCAAAAGUCACCCAGAUCUAUUAUUAGAAAGACGAGUACUGGUAUUAGUUUAUCGUCACAGCGACGUGCGAAACUCAGCGAGGAAAGGAAGGAGUUGUUAAGGGCAAAAGAUGCGGAAAGGAAGAGAAAUGAGCGAUGCAGAAUGAAGCAGACACUCUCGCCGGAGGAGAUUGCGCGAAGAAAGCAAGUGGAUGCAAAUCGAAGGAAGGCAUCACGUGCUAAGGCGAGACUAGCAAAGAAGCUGUCUGAAAAGGCGGAUACAGGAAUAAUCGGACAAGCUGAACCGUUGAGCUUGCCUAGUUCUCAGUCCGUAGAUUUGAAGACUGCCCGAGGUAAAGCGAAAAAAUCUUCCGACGCAGGAAGUGACAGUGAAUUGUUGGGUGUGCGAUUGGGCAAAUGGGAGCGUGGUGUGGAUACACUGGGCCGUACAGAUGUGUCAACACUGCAUGGUUCCGAGCACAAUAUUAAUGCUGCUUUUUUUGGCUCCAUAACUCCGGUGGUUGGCAUGCAGAUGAUGCCUAUAGACAAGCAUGCGGAUAAGGCGAAUGCUACCUUUGAAACCCUAAAUAAACAAGGAUCGGUUAUGUCAUCUAAGUGGGAGAUGAUGGUGCGACUUGGUGAUCACGUGCACCAGCACGGUGAAGAUAUAGUUUUGAAUCACUCGAUGAGUGGCAUGGCCAAUGUUGGGGAUAAACAACAACUCAGUCGUGAAGUGAGUACGAGUGGAUAUUCUAUUGGCACUCCUAUUGGUGAAAAUGAACUGGUGCUGUCUAAUUUUGGAUCAGAGUUGAAUCUAUCUGGUCAGCAGACCAGUGAGCAACACCAGACACGUAAACUACAACAUGAGACACAGCAGCUUUAUCGUCAGCCACAGACACAAUCACAGAUACAGCAACUGACGCAGUCCGCAGAAGCACUCGCUCAGGCAAACGGGUAUGCUCUGGCAGCCAAUACGAACGAAGCAGCACAGUCACGCGUUGGCGGGACAGGGCAUUCGUAUAUGACACCCCAGGAAGGAGUACACGCUCACACACGACCCCACUCACCUGCAGAAAUGCAGCAGCUGGCGUUUUUGGACAACAGGCAUGUCAAUACCAACAGCCCGGUUUAUACGCUUGCCAGUAUGCACUCCAAUACAGGCUCGCUGGACGACGUGAAUCUGAUGGGCGACACGAGUGCAAAGCUUAACUCGGAAUCUGACACUCGCACGGUCAAUCAGACGUAUAUGUACGAACACUAUACACCUCCUGCACAAGGCUCAGCACUUCAGAGCGCUCUGGGUACGACUUUCAAGGUGCAGGGGACAAGUGCAUCGAUGUCUAAGGUCACACGUACACGUAAGUUGAUGUCCAAGGAGAAGGCCGAUGAAUUGCGAGCGAAAGAUGCAAAGCGAAAGCGUCUGGAGAGGGCUAAGCAGAAGGCUUUGGGAAUCAAGCCUAGCCAACCGCCUAAACCAUCGACCAAGGAGAAACGAGAUAAGGAUGCUGCACGUAAGCGAGCCGAACGGGCACGGAAGAGGCUGCAACAGCAAGAAGCGAAGGACAGGGCUCUAAAGGCAGGGCAGGAUUCAUGCGGUGGAGACCUGGCGUCACCUAGUUCACAUGACAGCAUGUCAUAUCACGGGGGCUCGUCAACCGGUGCCAUGAACCAGGCAACCGGCCGUCACCAGAUGGUAGAGCAGGUCAUACAGACACCACCGAGCCAGUGCCAGGCACUCUCACCUCCGCUGAGUUACUCGCACACGUACGCGCACGUGUCAACACUUGACAAUGGAAUGUCGGCGGAUGUGAGUCGUGGUACGGAUCUAACGGCCGACGAGCAAUCGCCACAGCAACAGGCACUCCCACAACCACCACAGAUGCAGCAGAGGGGAGGAAGAUCUUAUAAAGCACACCCCUUCACAUAUACACAGCGAGACGUCCAGCAGAGUAAUGCGGUCGACUACAGACAGUACUAUGCGGAUGUAGGGCAGCCGCACCACUACUCAAGCUACGCUCAUAGAGCGGCGGUUACAAGCCACAUGUCUUGAGAUGUGGGGGAGUGUACCGAACUCUACAGUGCGGAGAACUACUCGCCAUGUUAGCCACGUGCGUGUGGUUUGAUAUGAUACACCCAGGUGCGUACGGUGCCUUGUGCAUGGAUCGCGUACAUGAGUGCAGCGCUGUAAGGCAAGGGUAUAGUCACAUAUUAUUUAUCAACAAUACCAGUUAAGGGGGCCUUCACAGUGCUUGAAGCCCCGCAUAUCCAGGCUAUUAUUACAAAUGUUGGAAAUUAUAUCUUUUGGGAUACUAUAUAUAUUUAUAUAUAUAUUACGUUUCGGUGGAGAUAUUUAGCCAGUGGGUUUAUUUCCGGGCGAAUAACACCAUGAAUGUGGACUCCGCGCUGUCGUAAGACCGUGGCCACUAUACAACCCAGGGGGGGUCUUGGGCAGUACUCCGGUACUCAUUAGGACCCCCAAUGUCAAGAAUGGAUAUGAACAUGUCUGAACCUGACUUUUUUUGGUUGAGCCCUACGUAGAGCAUCAACCGUACCCUCAGAUAUCUCCAAAACAUAUCGUGGAAUAUCAAGACAUUCUCGUGAACCAUUCACGAUGAUGCGUAUUUAGACUAUAAGAUCAGAGAAUCGAGUCUCUUUAUAUAAGACCUCAGGCGGACGACACCACAUGGAUACAUGGUGGCCAUUCGUUGGCUAUGCGUUGAUCGUGGUAGCGCAGCCGUCUGAAAAAGAAAUUCAAAAUUGAAGCCUUCACAGAGACUGAAGCCUCAAAUUAUUAUAAUAUCACCACAAUAUUCGGUGACUUUAGCAAAGCAUCCCUCCGACGUUUCCGAGGAGCUUUAUUAGUAUAUCCAUAGUAGAACUCAUAAGAAGUGAGUGUACUAGUGGAGAGUGGGACCGACCCAUCUUAAAUCGCAGGCAUGUAUUAUUAGCACUGCCGGUCAAACUUAGACAUAAAUAAAUUAUUGGAAAGUAGC
Messenger RNA from Sphaeroforma arctica JP610, 3517 nucleotides. RefSeq lists its product as hypothetical. The coding region runs from base 292 to 2574 and encodes 760 amino acids. The record is from RefSeq and is a predicted model, not a curated record. The transcript has a single exon. Lineage: Eukaryota; Ichthyosporea; Ichthyophonida.